This is a messenger RNA of Amyelois transitella, 855 nucleotides long. RefSeq lists its product as uncharacterized. Bases 1 to 855 code for a protein of 284 amino acids. The record is from RefSeq and is a predicted model, not a curated record. The transcript has a single exon. NCBI's taxonomy places the organism in Eukaryota, Metazoa, Arthropoda, Insecta, Lepidoptera, Pyralidae.
AUGCGUAAAAAGACUUCCAUGAAAUCACAGGACACAAAUGAAGUGGCAACAAAGUCUCAAAACGUUCAGGAAGUAUCCGCCUCGGAGAAUAUUAGAAUAUUAGCCAAUGAAAUUCGUGGAAUGCGAGCAGACAUGGAUCUCUUUCGAAUGGACGUGACAUCACGUUUCGAAACUCUUGCAACUUCCUUGCUAGAAAAAGGAAAUCUAAUAGACAUAUUGGAGAAUAAACAGGAAGAGCUGGAGCGUAGAAAUACAGAAUUAGAGACCACCGUUCUUACACUUCAAGAGCGUAUUGCCCAGAUGUCACAACGAGCUUUAAGAAAGGAAGUUGAGAUUUUGGGUGUCCACGAGACUGACGGCGAGGAGCCCACACACCUGACUUUGCUCGCGGCUACUAAGAUUGGGCUAGACUUAGAUGUUAAAGACAUCGAUGAAGCUACCCGCGCUGGCCCUAAACGGAAAUCAGCUGGUGAAGACCCCGAGGUGAAACGCCAUCCUCGACCUAUAGUUGUACGAUUUACUACAAAGGCCACCAGGGAUAAAUUUUUAUCUACUGCCAGAUCAAGGAGAACGUUAGACAGCAAAGAUAUCGCUGAGGGCGGACCAGCUCGGAGGGUGUAUGUAAACGAGAGAUUGACAACUGAAAAUAGGCAGUUAUUUCGCGCUGCACGUACCCGCGCACAAGAGUGCGGAUACAAGUUCUGCUGGGUCAAAAACGGAAACAUUUAUGUCAAAAAACACGAGAGGAGCUCAGCCCUACGAAUUAACUCUUCCAGUGACAUCCACUGCCUGGGUGGGCCAGCGUUGCAUGCGACUUCAGACCAGCAGUCCUUCUUCGAGCGUUCGAGUCGCUGA